Molecule: messenger RNA, 1885 nt
Organism: Mandrillus leucophaeus (drill)
Lineage: Eukaryota; Metazoa; Chordata; Mammalia; Primates; Cercopithecidae
Gene: TP63
Product: tumor protein p63
Exons: 10
Coding region: 1-1578 (525 amino acids)
Biological process (GO): apoptotic process; protein tetramerization; regulation of transcription by RNA polymerase II
Cellular component (GO): nucleus
Molecular function (GO): DNA-binding transcription factor activity, RNA polymerase II-specific; RNA polymerase II cis-regulatory region sequence-specific DNA binding; protein binding
Source: RefSeq, a predicted model, not a curated record
AUGCAGCAUGCAGCUAUAAAAAGUGGACAGAUUUUCAUUGUUUUGAUUUGGAAUGUAACAAUAUCUCCUGUUGGUUAUCUCCUUCCUUUCUCCACUGGCCCCAACUCUAAGCAGUAUUCCACUGAACUGAAGAAACUGUACUGCCAAAUUGCAAAGACAUGCCCCAUCCAGAUCAAGGUGAUGACCCCGCCUCCUCAAGGAGCUGUUAUCCGUGCCAUGCCUGUCUACAAAAAAGCUGAGCACGUCACUGAGGUGGUGAAGCGGUGUCCCAACCAUGAGCUGAGCCGUGAAUUCAAUGAGGGACAGAUUGCCCCUCCUAGUCAUUUGAUUCGAGUAGAGGGGAACAGCCAUGCCCAGUAUGUAGAAGACCCCAUCACAGGAAGACAGAGUGUGCUGGUACCUUAUGAGCCACCCCAGGUUGGCACUGAAUUCACCACAGUCUUGUACAAUUUCAUGUGUAACAGCAGUUGUGUUGGAGGGAUGAACCGCCGUCCAAUUUUAAUCAUUGUUACUCUGGAAACCAGAGAUGGGCAAGUCCUGGGCCGACGCUGCUUUGAGGCCCGGAUCUGUGCUUGCCCAGGAAGAGACAGGAAGGCGGAUGAAGAUAGCAUCAGAAAGCAACAAGUUUCGGACAGUACAAAGAACGGUGAUGGUACGAAGCGCCCGUUUCGUCAGAACACACAUGGUAUCCAGAUGACAUCCAUCAAGAAACGAAGAUCCCCAGAUGAUGAACUGUUAUACUUACCGGUUAGGGGCCGUGAGACUUAUGAAAUGCUGUUGAAGAUUAAAGAGUCCCUGGAACUUAUGCAGUACCUUCCUCAGCACACAAUCGAAACGUACAGGCAACAGCAACAGCAGCAGCACCAGCACUUACUUCAGAAACAGACCUCAAUACAGUCCCAGUCUUCAUAUGGUAACAGCUCCCCACCUCUGAACAAAAUGAACAGCAUGAACAAGCUGCCAUCUGUGAGCCAGCUUAUCAACCCUCAGCAGCGCAACGCCCUCACCCCUACCACCAUUCCUGAUGGCAUGGGGGCCAACAUUCCCAUGAUGGGCACCCACAUGCCAAUGGCUGGAGACAUGAAUGGACUCAGCCCCACCCAGGCACUCCCUCCCCCACUCUCCAUGCCAUCCACCUCCCACUGCACCCCCCCACCUCCAUAUCCCACAGAUUGCAGCAUCGUCAGUUUCUUAGCGAGGUUGGGCUGUUCAUCAUGUCUGGACUAUUUCACGACCCAGGGGCUGACCACCAUCUAUCAGAUUGAGCAUUACUCCAUGGAUGAUUUGGCAAGUCUAAAAAUCCCUGAACAAUUUCGACACGCAAUCUGGAAGGGCAUCCUGGACCACCGGCAGCUCCACGAAUUCUCCUCACCUUCUCAUCUCCUGCGGACCCCAAGCAGUGCCUCUACAGUCAGUGUUGGCUCCAGUGAGACCCGGGGUGAACGCGUUAUUGAUGCCGUGCGAUUCACCCUCCGCCAGACCAUCUCUUUCCCACCCCGAGAUGAGUGGAAUGACUUCAACUUUGACAUGGAUGCUCGCCGCAAUAAGCAACAGCGCAUCAAAGAGGAGGGGGAGUGAGCCUCACCACGUGAGCUCUUCCUAACCCUCUCCUAACUGCCCGCCCCCUACGAGGCACUCCUGCUUAAUCUCCAAAGCCUUCUCCUUAGCUCCUCCCCUUCCUCUUCUGUCUGAUUUCUUAGGGGAAGGAGAAGUAAGAGGCUACCUCUUACCUAACAUCUGACCUGGCAUCUAAUUCUGAUUCUGGCUUUAAGCCUUCAAAACUAUAGCUUGCAGAACUGUAGCUGCCAUGGCUAGGUAGAAGUGAGCAGAAAAGAGUUGGUUGUCUCCUUAAGCUGCAGAGAUUUCUCAUUGACUUUUAUAAAGC